UGUGGGAUGAGUUCUGUUCUGAGGAGACGAGCCGAUYCUGCUGCUGAUGCUGCUGUCUGGGUGGAGAGACACAUUGUACCUCACAUCAGACCUGAGUUUUGGAGUCCCUGGGCUCAGACGUGUGCUGUGCCCAGUGUCAGCAGACAGAGAUGUGUCCUGCUGCUGAUACGGAACAGAAGCAGAGGCCCAGCUGGACCUUGUUGGAUCCAAAACGACACAGAAAUGGCAAAGAGGGACUACCUGGUGGAGGCGGCCAAGCAGAUCCGCAUGGCACUGGACAGUGAAGUCAAUGAGGACUACGAGGCAGCUUUCAGCUACUAUAAGAAUGGUGUGGACUUGCUGCUGAAUGGAGUCCAGUUGGAUCCAAACAAAGAUAGACGAGAGGCUGUGAAGAGGAAGACGACUCAGUAUCUGAAAAGAGCGGAAGAAAUCUUCAUUACACAUUUACAGGAUAACCUCGGGAAGGGAGGCUCUCAUUUAGGGGUAAGAAAAACAUCUUGAUAUUUUUCCUCCCUAAAAUAA
This is a messenger RNA of Austrofundulus limnaeus, 522 nucleotides long. Its product is annotated as ribosomal protein S6 kinase-like 1. The record is from RefSeq and is a predicted model, not a curated record. Bases 7 to 501 code for a protein of 164 amino acids. Lineage: Eukaryota; Metazoa; Chordata; Actinopteri; Cyprinodontiformes; Rivulidae. The transcript has 4 exons.